GACGUUAGUUCCUCUCUGGUGAACGAGUUGAAGCGCAGGGGCAGCGAAUUACUGUACGAGUACUGUUUUUGUUUUUAAGCUAACGGUAGUAUUUAGCGUUAACAAGGGCCAGACGAUGUCAGACAAGAUGGAUAUGUCCUUAGACGAUAUUAUCAAGCAAACCCGGCAGCAGCGUGGCGGGAGAGGAGGCCGCGGUGGCCGUGGUGGCCGAGGAGGCACAGGCGGCGGCCGUGGAGCCGGUCGGCUAGGAAACACAGGCGGAGGCUUUGGAGGCCGCGGCGGAGGAUCCGGCCCCACGAGGAACCGCCAGAACCUGAGCCGCGGCAGAAGUAGACCCACACCGUACAGCAGGCCCAAGCAGCUCCCAGACAAGUGGCAGCAUGACCUGUUUGACAAUGGCUUCAGCACGAAUGCCGGAGGAGGCGGCGGUGGUGGCGGCGGCGGUGGUGUGGAAACCGGAGGAAAACUUCUUGUGUCCAAUCUUGACUUUGGUGUCUCUGAUGCCGACAUCCAGGAGCUCUUCGCAGAAUUUGGCACUUUGAAGAAAGCGGCAGUACAUUAUGAUCGGUCAGGACGCAGCCUGGGCACUGCAGAUGUUCACUUUGAGAGGAAAGCAGAUGCCCUGAAAGCUAUGAAGCAGUAUAACGGUGUUCCUCUUGAUGGACGUCCAAUGAACAUCCAGCUUGUUACAUCACAGAUUGAUGCACAGAGACGGCCUCCCAUGCAGGGUCUGAAUCGUGGAGGCAGUGGCGGCAUGAACCGAAACAGAAUUGGAAACUUUGCCACACAGAAGGGACGUGGGGGCCGUGGUGGUGGAGCCAGAGGCCGGGGACGAGGGGGCCGAGGUGGCAGUGGCAAUGACAACAAACAGCUCUCUGCUGAAGAGCUGGAUGCCCAACUAGAUGCCUACAAUGCUAGGAUGGAUACCACCUAAAUGCCAACAGAUAAAGAUGCGCUUCCCACUGUUCUGACAUGGGAUAGUGACUGUCAUUGUUAUAGCUUUCAACUUGCCGGAUGUUUUACACGUCUUCAAAAGUGAUUUAAACUUGUGUACCAAUAUUUUUUCUCCUUUUAAAAUGCUUGUUUUUUACCUACUUUUAUUUUAUUUGUGUUUUGGUUUCUUUUUGAGAAAAACCUGGUUGGACUGUAGGAUUUUAGGAUGGGGUUGUUUCAACCAUCCUCCUGUAGAUCAUUGUAAUAAAACCUGCAGUAUUUAGUAACCACA
This is a messenger RNA of Triplophysa dalaica, 1225 nucleotides long. It is a transcript of the gene alyref, whose product is annotated as Aly/REF export factor. Gene Ontology annotation, biological process: mRNA export from nucleus. The transcript has 6 exons. Lineage: Eukaryota; Metazoa; Chordata; Actinopteri; Cypriniformes; Nemacheilidae. Bases 116 to 934 code for a protein of 272 amino acids. Gene Ontology annotation, molecular function: mRNA binding. The record is from RefSeq and is a predicted model, not a curated record. Gene Ontology annotation, cellular component: nucleus.